Pongo pygmaeus (Bornean orangutan) is the source of this 2997-nucleotide messenger RNA. RefSeq names its product tumor suppressor candidate 3 (gene TUSC3). Gene Ontology annotation, cellular component: oligosaccharyltransferase complex. The transcript is spliced from 10 exons. Lineage: Eukaryota; Metazoa; Chordata; Mammalia; Primates; Hominidae. The coding region runs from base 899 to 1942 and encodes 347 amino acids. The record is from RefSeq and is a predicted model, not a curated record.
AUGGGGUUUCCCCAUGUGCAGCAGGCUGGUCUCGAACUCCUGACCUCAGGUGAUCCACCUGCCUCAGCCUCCCAAAGUGCUGGGAUUACAGGCAUGAGCCACCAUGCCCAGUCUGCUAUGGUUCUUAAAAUAUUCACAGAAAAGAAAUUGAAGAAGUAAGUCUAUUCGUUUUUAUAUUAAAAGUAGCUGGUACGGUGCUCUGUACUUAUGCACUCCAUGGAUGCUGAAUGAGUCACUGAAUGAAGUGGAGUCUAGGUUGUGCCUCAGGCCUUCUAGUUGGGGCUGGAAGGAACAGUUGUGAAGUUGUGGGGCGGCUUCUGUGCAUCGGGGGGCUCUGGAGUAUGUUAGAUGGUUUCCCAGGGCUCUGAAGGAGAAGAACUGUGUUCCUAACAAUGAUCUCAGCGGGAAUGGAGAUUGCUGGGAACCGCAGGGGCCAGGUUCUCAUUCCCCAAAACUUCCCUUUCAUCAUCCAAGAAGGCAUUCAGGUCUUUCUGUGCAAGGCCCCAGGUAAAGUGCUGGACUACCCAGUAAUUAGGUUCAAUAGCAGGAUGGCCUCAGAUUGAGGUCCCAGGGCCAAAGGACCGCCCCUCUCCCCAGCGCGGGUCCAGGAAAGGCAAGCUCCGGGCGGGAGCACGCCGCGCCCCUGGAGCCUGGCUCCCUCGCCACGCCCACUUCCUGCCCCCAUCCCGCGCCUUUCCAGGUCUUCUCCCGGUGAACCGGAUGCUCUGUCAGUCUCCUCCUCUGCGUCCUCGGCCGCGGCCCUGGUCCCUCGCAAAGCCGCUGCCACCCCGGAGGGCCCAGCCAGUGGGCUCCCGGAGGCUGGCCGGGCAGGCGUGGUGCGCGGUAGGAGCUGGGCGCGCACGGCUACCGCGCGUGGAGGAGACACUGCCCUGCCGCGAUGGGGGCCCGGGGCGCUCCUUCACGCCGUAGGCAAGCGGGGCGGCGGCUGCGGUACCUGCCCACCGGGAGCUUUCCCUUCCUUCUCCUGCUGCUGCUCCUCUGUAUCCAGCUCGGGGGAGGACAGAAGAAAAAGGAGAAUCUUUUAGCUGAAAAAGUAGAGCAGCUGAUGGAAUGGAGUUCCAGACGCUCAAUCUUCCGAAUGAAUGGUGAUAAAUUCCGAAAAUUUAUAAAGGCACCACCUCGAAACUAUUCCAUGAUUGUUAUGUUCACUGCUCUUCAGCCUCAGCGGCAGUGUUCUGUGUGCAGGCAAGCUAAUGAAGAAUAUCAAAUACUGGCGAACUCCUGGCGCUAUUCAUCUGCUUUUUGUAACAAGCUCUUCUUCAGUAUGGUGGACUAUGAUGAGGGGACAGACGUUUUUCAGCAGCUCAACAUGAACUCUGCUCCUACAUUCAUGCAUUUUCCUCCAAAAGGCAGACCUAAGAGAGCUGAUACUUUUGACCUCCAAAGAAUUGGAUUUGCAGCUGAACAACUAGCAAAGUGGAUUGCUGACAGAACGGAUGUUCACAUUCGGGUUUUCAGACCACCCAACUACUCUGGUACCAUUGCUUUGGCCCUGUUAGUGUCGCUUGUUGGAGGUUUGCUUUAUUUGAGAAGGAACAACUUGGAGUUCAUCUAUAACAAGACUGGUUGGGCCAUGGUGUCUCUGUGUAUAGUCUUUGCUAUGACUUCUGGCCAGAUGUGGAACCAUAUCCGUGGACCUCCAUAUGCUCAUAAGAACCCACACAAUGGACAAGUGAGCUACAUUCAUGGGAGCAGCCAGGCUCAGUUUGUGGCAGAAUCACACAUUAUUCUGGUACUGAACGCCGCUAUCACCAUGGGGAUGGUUCUUCUCAAUGAAGCAGCAACUUCGAAAGGCGAUGUUGGAAAAAGACGGAUAAUUUGCCUAGUGGGAUUGGGCCUGGUGGUCUUCUUCUUCAGUUUUCUACUUUCAAUAUUUCGUUCCAAGUACCACGGCUAUCCUUAUAGCUUUUUAAUUAAAUGAAGCCAAGUGGGAUUUGCAUAAAGUGAAUGUUUACCAUGAAGAUAAACUGUUCCUGACUUUAUACUAUUUUGAAUUCAUUCAUUUGAUUGUGAUCAGCUAGGUUAUUCUAGUGUAGUUUUUUUAAACUGUGGGUUUUCCUAGUAAAUUUAAUUUAUAUAAGUCAAUGGUAGCAUUUAGUAAUCUACAAAGGAAAUAUCAAAGUGUUUUUCAAGCCUAUUAUAUUCAGUGUGUGCCACAGGAUUGAAAUAAAUGACAAUGUAAUUAUGAAUUCAUGUUUUAGAACUGUUUACUCAUUAGUAAAGGACCGCAAUGUUAGUAAAGAAAACCUAUGAAAUGUAUGUUAAAGAUUCUUAGUAUUGUACAGGGAUAAAGCAAAUGCAUGAAAAUAUGUCAUGUACUGAAAAUUAAACUUACUGCAGUUUCGGUUAUAAAGGACGUGCACUGUUACGAAUAGUGUUUUGUUAUUAAUUAUAACUAGAUAAAGGUAUAUAGGACAGGGAACUGGAUGAAUGGUACCUACAAUUUGGAUGCCUAACCAAGGACUGGAGCUUCUUCUUGAGAUCUAAAUCUAAAGUAAAUGUGCAUUAAAACAGUGUGCUUCAAAGGCAUCAGACGAUGAAAGCAACAUACCACAACUAGGAGUUACUUCUCAAACUUAAAUGUCAUCUGGGAAUCCAGACUUAAAAAUAAGAGCAAACUUAACACACUAUCCAUUUUCGAGCAAACUUAACCCACUAUAUCCAUUUUGCUCAUGUGUUUUAUGGAACCAGCUUUCCAUCAAAUCCUCAGUCCUUGAACCCAGAUAAAAGGUUAAUUAUCCUAGGGUUAGUGAAUGAUUCAGUGAAGCUUUCUUGAAAACAAAUACAGGAGUGUAAUGUACUAUUAUGUUUGUAUCCUGUUUUAGUUUAUAAAGCACUUUCACAUACAUUAUGGUAUUUCUUCCUCACAACAACCUUGUAAAUUAGUCAGGAAAUGUAAAUUUUAUCUGACUCAUAGAAGUAAUGGAAGCUGAAAGCCAAAAAUAAAGUUUAUAAGCAGACCUUCAAACUCUCAAA